AGUUGACGUAUUGUAAUAUUUUUAUCAGAAAGUUUCACCUACAAUUCGAUCAGAAAAAAUGAGUGCAACUACUUGCAGUUCAGUGAAAAAAAGAAAAAUUCCAAUGCAAAAACGUGAAACAAAAGAGCAGAGAGCUGUUACAUUCAGUAAAAGACGAACGGGUCUGUUUAACAAAGCAGCAGAAUUGUGUGUUCUCUGCAAUACUCAGGUUGUAAUUUUGGUUUCUGCUCCUUUGGCCAAAGAAAAGUUUUAUACUUUUGCACACCCUAACAUCAAUCUUCUUCUCGACACAUUCCUCAAUAACCAUGUCUCUCAUCCCAUCAACAAUUACAAUAAUCUUUCUACUUCUUCGUCUCAUCAAACUAUGGAGCAAUUAACUCCUAACAAUAAUGUGUCCAAGACCAAGAAGAGAAAGAGAGAGUCUGAAGAGUUUUGGUGGGAAAAUGAAGACUUUGAUGUUUACCAAACACCUGAAGAGGUGACAUCAAUCAUCGAGAAGUUAGAAAAGGUGAGAGAAAAUGUGGCGCUCAAACUUCAAAAAUUAUCAACUUCUAAUAAUCAAGAUAUUAACAGUAGCGAUCAUCAAAACUAUCAUCUUGGGUGCUUUGCUGAAGAUAUAAUGAACAUUAAUAAUGAGUACAGUAAAGAGAGUGGUGAUCAAAGUCAGUUUAUGACAUCCGUUGUGUUUCAGAAUUUAUCAACUUCUACUUAUCAUGGUAGUUGCAUUGAUCAAAAUAUAGUGGACAUUGAUGGAUUCAAGAACAAUGUUGAUUUUAUGCAAAUGUUGCCUCUAAAAUCUACUAUGCUUACACACAAUACCAACAAUGGCAGCCAAGAUAUUGAGAAUUAUCACAAUGAUAUGGGUACUACAUUUGAAGCCCCAUUAUUCUUCUCUAAUGGCGUCGAAAAUUAUCAAGAUAUUAGUAGUGGUGAUCAUCAAAACUAUCAUCUUGGGUGCUUUGCUGAAAAUAUAAUGAAUAUUAAUCAUGAGUACAAUAAUGAAAGUGGCGAUCAGAGUCAGUUUAUGCCAUCUGUUGUGUUUCAAAAUUUAUCAACUUCUACUUAUCAAGAUGGUUGCAUUGAUCAAAAUAUGGUGAACGUUGAUGGAAACAAGAACAAUGUUGCUUUUAUGCAGAUGUUGCCUCUAAACUCUACUAUGUUUACACACAAUACCAACAAUGACACCCAAGAUAUUGAGAACUAUCACUAUGAUAUGGGUACUACAUUUGAACCCCCAUUAUUCUUCUCUAAUGGUGUCGAAAAUUAUCAAGAUAUUAGUAAUGAUCAUCAAAACUAUCAUCUUGGUUGCUUUGCUGAAAAUAUAAUGAAUAUUGAUCAUGAGUACAAUGAUGAGAGUGGUGAUCAAAGUCAGUUUAUGUCAUCUGUUGUGUUUCAAAAUUUAUCAACUUCUACUUAUCAUGGUAGUUGCAUUGAUCAAAAUAUAGUGGACAUUGAUGGAUUCAAGAACAAUGUUGAUUUUAUGCAAAUGUUGCCUCUAAAAUCUACUAUGCUUACACACAAUACCAACAAUGGCAGCCAAGAUAUUCAGAAUUAUCACAAUGAUAUGGUGGUGAUCAUCAAAACUAUCAUCUUGGGUGCUUUGCCGAAAAUAUAA
Carica papaya (papaya) is the source of this 1615-nucleotide messenger RNA. Lineage: Eukaryota; Viridiplantae; Streptophyta; Magnoliopsida; Brassicales; Caricaceae. The record is from RefSeq and is a predicted model, not a curated record.